Molecule: messenger RNA, 324 nt
Organism: Penicillium samsonianum
Lineage: Eukaryota; Fungi; Ascomycota; Eurotiomycetes; Eurotiales; Aspergillaceae
Exons: 1
Coding region: 1-324 (107 amino acids)
Source: RefSeq, a predicted model, not a curated record
AUGGCCACAAGAACAAUAUAUCUCAUCUCUGCUCGCAACACAUCCUUCCAAAGAGCCCACUUCUCAAUAUUUGUCCCAUCGGCUACGAAUCCCGACCGGGGAACCAAAAUCCACGCGGUUGGUGCACCAAUGGCAGGCUACGUCCUGGAGUUCAAACGAAAUUACAAUCCCAGUCUCGAUCCUCACGACCAGACCUUUUCAAUCGGCCAGGUCCACUCGUCCGACAUCGUUGAUUCCCCAGGUGCGGCUCCAUCUAUCGACUCCACCCCCCGAGGGAAGAUCGAACUAGCGGCGACACAAAUCUCGACUCCGGGGAUCAAUUAG